Eupeodes corollae is the source of this 559-nucleotide messenger RNA. Its product is annotated as retinin-like. Bases 87 to 467 code for a protein of 126 amino acids. Lineage: Eukaryota; Metazoa; Arthropoda; Insecta; Diptera; Syrphidae. The record is from RefSeq and is a predicted model, not a curated record. The transcript is spliced from 2 exons.
CUGAGCAGCUGCAAAACGGUAUCAAUUGAAUUCCAACCUCAUUCAACACAGACCUCCUUAACAAAAAUCAAAAAAACUAAAUCAAAAUGUUCAAGUUGGUGGUGUUGUCUGUUCUCUUCGCUGUAGCUGCUGCCCGUCCAGGACUCUUGCAUUCAUCCCCAGUCGUCUACUCUGCUCCCAUUAUUCAGGAGCAUGGUUACGCAAAUGUUGGAUCAAUCGUCAAGAGUGUACCGACCGCUGUUUCGCAUCAAAGCUCAACUGUGGUGCAUGACCAAGCCCACUACGUGCAACCCAUUGUUGCUCCUGUAGUCAAGACCUACGCUGCACCUGUGGUUAAAACCUAUGCUGCCCCUCUGGUGCAAACCUACCACACUGCUCCAGUGCUAAAGACUUACGCUGCUUCUGGUCCAGCUCAUUACACUUAUAGUUAUGGUGCCACUCCAUUGGCUUAUGCUUCCGCGUGGUAAUAAAACUCCUGACGGGUCGUUGGACCGAACAAUUGGUGAUAUAUUUUUCUUUGCUGACUGAAAAACUUAAAAAUAAAUAAUGUUGAAACAAA